This is a messenger RNA of Hyalella azteca, 1580 nucleotides long. RefSeq lists its product as uncharacterized. NCBI's taxonomy places the organism in Eukaryota, Metazoa, Arthropoda, Malacostraca, Amphipoda, Hyalellidae. The coding region runs from base 144 to 938 and encodes 264 amino acids. The transcript has 7 exons. The record is from RefSeq and is a predicted model, not a curated record.
GCCUCGGCUGGGUUGAGCUUCACGUGACGGACGUCCUCCGUGACCCCGACGGGAUUGUGGAGGCCGUAGGCCAAGUCCUCACGCAACUGCAGUCCAUCAGUGCUGAGGACUUCGAGGCGCAGUGGCCAGAAGUGCUGCGCUCCAUGCAUGAAGCCGGCGCCUCAGCGCAGGACUGGCGGGAGGCGCUGAUGUGCCGCCCCCACGAGGCGAGGCUCGCCAUCACAGCCGCGCAGGCAACCAGGGCGGAGGACAGGAAGUUCAUGAUAACGUGCGGACGUGACCUGGAGGCGGUUGCCCUUGUGCUGCCGCACGCUUGGGACGUGAUGGUGGAGGUGCAGGCGUCACCGGAAGUUCUGAGGACACCCGCGUGGCAGCAGAUUACCCAGCACCACGGCGGGGACUUGGAGCUCCGUCUUCCAGUCCUGGUCUCAGAGUUCCUGCCCUGCGAUGACCUCCUUCAGCAGCUGGUGGGCAGCAGGUGCAGAGUUACGCUUUUCCAUGGUGGCAUCAGGACGGCUGCAGGCGUCGCGGCUCUGGCAGCCGUCGCAGCCUCAGCAGGGCUGGACAUCCGCCUCGAGACUCCGCUGGACCUCAGCGCCCUGCGGGGCAAAUAUUAUUACCUCGACGUUUAUCCGCUAGUGACUGACACUGCCGUGUCAGCGGUGCCACUACCAGACACGCCUCCGCCCCGGCUAACGGUGUUGGGAUGGACGGCUGGGUGCUGGGAGGCUGUGGCCCAGACGGUGCAGGCUUAUGCACCCAGCAGCAAGAGGUACGAGGCCAUUAAACUGAGUAGACGAGAGCUGAGCCCGGACGAGGUUCGGCGGCUGCUAGCGCUGCUACACGAGGCGGGGAUCAGGACCAGCGACGCGGGCGCCACGCGCAGCGACAUCGACGGUUUGGGCUGGCGCCGCCUUCGGAUUUGCGACGACCUGUGACUUCCUGUCUGUGACGUGGACCCAGCGAACGAGAAGUGGCGCCAUUUCUGGAGUUCCUGCAUUGCUGGAACCCAUAACGCGGACUGACCGUCAUAUCCUGCUGUAUCUGUGGGUUGUUUGUGCAUGCCAGCUGUCCUGUGACGUUGAAAGCAGUUAGUCAUCGUAAUUUAGCUGAUAUUUUCGCUUGAGGGCUCCAUGCUUUCCACGUCGGUGACCAUGUUUGAUAAUUCCACUUCUGGUGCUGCAUUUCCGAGUUGUCUUGAUUAUUUAGGAUUGUUUUAAUAUGUCUAAAUUAGUUAAGAGUUCCACGUUUGUUUCCAGGCUGGAAGGCCUCGUAAUCUUUAUUGCUCGCCUGCCAAGCCAUGCCAACGGCUAAGCGUGGCACGCCCGUAUCCAUGUUUGCUGCGCUUAGGCGGCCUCGUUAUUGAUUUUACCUUCACUGCAAUGAGUUAUUCGCCUGAUUUGCCUGUUAUAUAAUAUUAAUACAUUAACAGUGCAGCAAUGCAGAAGGGCAGUGAUGCACCAGCGGCGAGUGCUCGCUAUUGCUUUCAUGAAUUAUUCACUUAUUUUGUUUGUGACCUAUUGAUUAUUGUUAUGAUUAUUUUAUUCGUUUUUCAAUUCGCUUAAUUGCUCUUCCUUUGU